Exaiptasia diaphana is the source of this 1333-nucleotide messenger RNA. RefSeq lists its product as uncharacterized. Lineage: Eukaryota; Metazoa; Cnidaria; Anthozoa; Actiniaria; Aiptasiidae. Bases 145 to 1017 code for a protein of 290 amino acids. The transcript is spliced from 2 exons. The record is from RefSeq and is a predicted model, not a curated record.
CAAUCAACAACGAGAAAGGCAUACGUCUAUAAAAAAAUGACACUUAUCUCGCAAAUAUACCUUUCAAGCGACACUAGUAAAGCUACUUUGAUAGGAACAAGUAGCGAGCACUCUUAACAUACAGUCGACGCCAUUAACAUCAAGAUGGCUUCAAUAGCGGUUUGGGUGAUUGUUUUUGGAAUUCUUACGUAUAAUGGCAACUGUUACGUCUGGCAAAGCCGUUCACAACUGAUGGCCUAUGUUGACAAGUACUUCAAAAAUGUUUACAACAUUCCUCCUAGACAACAGACCGCAGCAAGGUUGACAAAAUACUUCCUAAAACGUAUAGUUCCCGUAGGCGCUAACAUUAAAGGACGAAAAAUCACCAAGAGAUCCUAUCCUUCAGUGGAAUACGCACAAUUCUACGACACCAUUUUUAUAAUCGAUUCCUCGUCGUCAGUCAAUCGGAGAAAUUUCAAGCGAGGGAUUCAAGCUCUCCAGAAAUUAAUCGACCGRGGSCAYCCCGACUCUUACUACUCGGCCAUUACGUUUGCUAGCGACGCGAGACUGGAGUUCCGUUUUGUUAAUAAAAAGAUCGCAAAGCUGUUGCUUAGAAAUAUUAAACAUCGUCGUGGACGCACCAAUACGCAGGCUGCUUUACGUAUGGCGUGGUACGAUCUCAUACGUAGUAAUUCCUCGAAUAUUCGCUACGGAAGUGUGCGGCGUAUUUUUCUUAUUACAGACGGAUUAUCAAACGUAAAACAUCAUUUAACGUUGUUUCAGGGAUUUAGACUCAAGGCAAAUGGAAUACAGAUUUACGUAAUGGCAAUUGGACGUUAUCGUCAAGGAUUUGAAGAAAUAUUAGGGCUUGCUAGCACUGCGCAUGCGCAUUUAUAUCGGGUUGGUCACAUGAAGGGAUUUCAGAGAGUCGCAGAUUUAAUUCCCACAUGGCCGCUGAACAAGAAUGAGGUUGAUUCAUGGAAAACGAGUGUAAAAUAUAGAAGAUACUUAUUUAAGACAAGGAUAAGAAUGAUUUGAAUGAAAUAUGGGUGUGCCACCGUAAUAUCGGCGGAAAGCAGAGCUCUUAUUCGCCUCCAUUACAAGACGAAUUAAAAGAAGCUAAUUGGCAACCAAACGUUCUGGUUGCUAGUUAUAAACGCUUUGCAGCGUACAAAUUCGCAACAAUUCUUGGUGAUUUGGAAACAUUUCCCAAGAAUGAGAUAAAAACUAACGCUUCUUCACUCUAUCGAAUAAGUUCCGGAAUUGAAAUUGGUUCCUGAAAGAAGGCGUAGACCUUAUACAGUAAUGUAUAUGAAAAUACAAGAACCUACUUUAACAACCUUGGCAUCCUAAG